AUGAGACUUCGAGGGAGAAGUCUGGUUCUAGUGGGGGAGAAUUGUAACAUCCCGGAAUUCAGUGAAGAAGAAGAGGAGGUUCUUGUGAAGGCUAGAAGUUGGAGUGCAAGCUUGGAUCUGAGUUCUACAGAGGGAGGAGCUUCACUCGGAGGUCAGGAUGAUGUGGACCGGAAGGUCAGGAUGAUAUGGACCGGAAGGUCAUUACGGGUAGGGCCGGAAGGUCUACCAGGGUUAUGGGACGGAAGUCCCCUGAGACACAGAGACCGGAAGGUACUAGUGAGGAUCGCGGGAAGGCGCUGGCAUGAUCAGUACACACUUGUGGAGUUUUUAUGUACUGUGAUCUUGGGAUGAAUUUUAUGGAUUUGAUAUGUGAU
Molecule: messenger RNA, 374 nt
Organism: Lactuca virosa
Lineage: Eukaryota; Viridiplantae; Streptophyta; Magnoliopsida; Asterales; Asteraceae
Source: the annotation of a GenBank genome assembly